This is a messenger RNA of Rhinichthys klamathensis goyatoka, 999 nucleotides long. Its product is annotated as olfactory receptor 51E2-like. Gene Ontology annotation, cellular component: membrane. Gene Ontology annotation, molecular function: olfactory receptor activity; G protein-coupled receptor activity. Gene Ontology annotation, biological process: G protein-coupled receptor signaling pathway. Bases 1 to 999 code for a protein of 332 amino acids. The transcript has a single exon. The record is from RefSeq and is a predicted model, not a curated record. NCBI's taxonomy places the organism in Eukaryota, Metazoa, Chordata, Actinopteri, Cypriniformes, Leuciscidae.
AUGACCUCCAAUCAGUCAAACUCCUCUGCAAAUGUCACCUUUGUUCGACCUGCAACAUUUUUCAUUAGUGACUUUUCUAAUAUUCCACAUGCAAAAUACUACUAUGUGUUUUUGUCUUUGGUGUAUGCUGUGACUGUUUUAGGGAAUUCAUUUAUCAUGUGUAUUAUUUAUUCGGCCCGGAGACUUCACACAGCCAAAUACAUUGCUGUUUUCCAUCUGGCCCUUUCUGAUCUGUGUGGAAGCUCGGCUUUGAUUCCAAAACUCAUAGACAUGUUUUUAUUUGACCACCAGGAGAUUUCAUAUGAAUCGUGCUUAACAAAUAUGUUUUUUGUGUAUCAUUUCAUGAAUCUGCAAUCUUUGACACUACUUGCUUUGGCUUAUGACAGACUGGUUGCUAUUUGUUUUCCUCUACAGUAUUAUGCCAUUGUAACCAAAACAGCCAUGUUUCUGAUCAUAGGGGUUAUGUGGAUAGUGUCUGUAACAAUUUUUUCUGUACUUGUAGGUUUAGUGAAUACAAUCUCCUUUUGUCGGUCUAAUGUACUAAAUAGUUAUUUUUGUGACUAUGCCCCAAUCUGCAGACUAGCUUGUAAUGAUAUUACGAUAAAUAUUUUGAUGGGUAAAAUUUCCUAUGGUCUCCUGAUUUGCACACCGCUGAUACUGAUCGUCAUUUCAUAUUUAUGCAUUUCUCUGGCUUUGCUUAAGAUUUCUCAUGGUUCUGAACGGAUCAAAGCCAUAAAAACAUGCACUUCACAUCUCAUAUUGGUGGCAAUGUUUUAUCUCCCUGUUAUGAGCAAUAAUAUUGCAGCUGUAACAACACCUUUGCAUCCAAAUGUUCAAAUAAUUAACAAUUCCCUGACACAGGCGAUACCAUCUAUGCUGAAUCCCAUCAUAUACACUCUAAAGACAGAGGAGGUCAUGCAAUCCAUAAAAGAACUGUACAAACGAAGCAAGGUGAACACUACUAGAAAAAGAGAAAUGAAAUGCAGUAGGAUAAAUUAA